AUGCGUGAACGGGAUAUCCGGUACACAGCAUUAAGCACCCCAGUGACAUGCAGUGAUAUGCUCUGGGAGUGGCUAGUGAUGCCGCAGGAACUUAGUAACGCCCCCGCAACUUUUAACAGAUGUGUUACGAAUCUGUUGCGAUCGGUGCGCGAUUUUGCACCGAGUUACUUCGACGAUGCCUUCGUCCAGCGCCGGGCUACGGAUGGAAAGACGGACGUGGAGGUUCAUAGAAUCCACGUCCGUAAGGUUCUUACACUAGUGCGAGAGCAUAAGUUGUUCGCGAACCUCAAGAAGUGUAUAUUCGCAGCGAACGAAAUACCACUUCUUGGCUGCAUCGUGGGUAAAAACGGUGUACGCUCUGAUCCGGAAAAGAUCAAGGCGAUUAGCGACUGGGCAUGUGCCAGUCGACGUCAAUGUACUUCGAAAGUCCCUUGGCUUGGCUGCGUACUUGCACAAGUACUCGCGCAACUACGCCGAGAUGACCGUACAUCUCUCUCGUCUGCUAAAGAAAAACGAGAGGUGGUCAUGGAGUGCUGA
Messenger RNA from Peronospora matthiolae, 537 nucleotides. Lineage: Eukaryota; Oomycota; Peronosporomycetes; Peronosporales; Peronosporaceae. The record is from the annotation of a GenBank genome assembly.